Molecule: messenger RNA, 1624 nt
Organism: Coniophora puteana RWD-64-598 SS2
Lineage: Eukaryota; Fungi; Basidiomycota; Agaricomycetes; Boletales; Coniophoraceae
Exons: 4
Coding region: 58-1572 (504 amino acids)
Molecular function (GO): protein binding
Source: RefSeq, a predicted model, not a curated record
GCAAAACCUGUCUUUUGCCACCAGGUUAUCGCUCUGACAUUGCAUGAAUAUUGACCUAUGUCGUCUUCCAUCAAAUUGGACCAACUACCGUUCGACGUUUUCCUCAGUAUCAUCGCCUUUUCGGAUGUUCAAGAUGUAUGUAACCUCCGGCUGACUUGCAAAUAUCUCUGGGAACAAAUUGGUGAACGCGCCGUCUGGGACUCGCUGUACAGAACAUCGCGUCUUCCCCGCCCUCCGGGGCCUCAUCCAACGCAAUCCCGGCAAACGUUGGAAGAUCUCCUAGUGCGCACGCAGAACGUGCACACAAAUCUAUUUCAGAGGCGUGAACCGACACGUUCGCGUACGUACGAAGUUGGAGGGGAGGAGACACUGACUCUUGCGGACCGAUGGCUACUUACGAGGUUCCCGGAGAAGGUCGUCUGUCGCGAUAUCGACGCCCCCGGUUCGGAGGAGCCAACAAUUUCUGUCGCAUGGGAAGCCCAGCAAGAAAGAGGAUUCCUCCUGUCGUCAAUGGAUUGCCUGGAUGUCACGUCGUAUAAUGGGCAGAAGAGGGCGUUUCUGGUCUUGGAGCAGCGGGAAGUGGUGCCGAGGCCGGAUGGCCUGCGUACAUCUGAGAUGAUCCUGAUCCAGGUGCACAUAGGAAGGCAAAAAGCUGCCCCGGAGUUGCACUUUGAAGAAGUCUAUCGCUGCUCUCGCUUUUCCGUUGGUUUCGCGUUCGCUCUGCUAAGCCCCCGAGUUCUUGCAGUCCAUUGGAUGGGUAGACACGGUCAAUGCUACAUCUGGGACAUUGAGGAUCUCUACAAGGAACCGACAGUCAUUCCAAACGAUAGACUUUCAUCUUCCGAACACGCUUGGGUCCCGUACCAUCUUGCUUGUCGGACACAUCUCCUCUCAAUUAUUGAUGCGCCGGAGGAGCCUAGUCCUCAAACGCGGAUCCUUGUCUCGCCAAUUAAUUCCGUCCUGUCAGGCGAUCCACGGGCGACUGCCUCAGGCAUCCUGGAGGGAUCAUACUUCCGAUCUGUCGCCAUCCUUUGUGAUUCAGUGAUAGACCGGGAUACGGGUGAAACAGAAGUCGUUAUAGUCGGUCUCCUUUACCCUCAAACAAGCUCCCCCGGCGGGCAAUUCGUCGUCGCUCGCCUGGUGGUCCCACCCGACGACGGCGCCAACCAAGAGCGCGAACUUGGGGUACACGUGCAAACAAUCAUGAUGCUCUUCUCCAUACCCGACACGGUUAUCAUGAUCCCUUCGUGGACUGGCAGCGGGCGAUUCCUGUAUUCGACUGAGGACCGAGAGAAUGGGGAGUUGAGGGCAGCAGAAGUUGUGUAUGACGAUAAGACACAGGAGGCGUCAGUGCUCAGUUUCUCGAUCGGCGAUUUGAGUGGUAUUCAGACGGAUUUUAUGAGGAGGUACGCGGAGCUCAUUUGUUUCGAGGACGAAGUGUGGUGGGGGAGGGUGUGUUAUACGUACAAUGAGGAACCUGACUCGGAGGGACAGGCUCAAGCAAGAGCUCAAGACAUAUGGGCGUGGCGGCACGAAGGGCGUCGGAUGCUGCGUGUUCUGGAUUUUUCGUAGCUACAUGAUGAGCAUCUAUAUAAUCUAGAUUUUCUAUACUGUUCAAUGCAAC